AGGUUUCCAUACCUGGCCUAUCAAAAUGGCGGGGGUGCUUUUCUCAUACCAUACCUCAUAAUGUUAACACUGGCCGGAAAGCCCAUGUAUUUCAUGGAAUUGGCUUUCGGUCAGUUUGGAGGGACGGGUCCGCUAACCAUCUGGAACUGCGCUCCCGUUGCCAAAGGAAUUGGCGCCGCAAUGAUUGCCGUGUCUUUAGUCGUUUGCAUUUACUAUAAUGUCGUGAUGUCAUAUACGUUAUACUUUAUCGGCCACUCAUUCACAUCGGAGCUCCCGUGGCAGAGGUGUGACCCCGAGUGGGCCAAUGGCACCAAUUGUACGGUUAGGUCCAAAAAUACGGAGUUUCUUCCAGUCAGGCGUAAAGUAUUGGAUAUAUCGCCAGGAAUUGAUCAGUUGAAUGGCAUUAAAUGGGAUUUAGCCCUAUGUCUGGCCAUCAGUUGGAUAAUUGUUAUCCUUUGCCUUCUUAAAGAUGUUAUCUUAAUAUCACUAUUAAUUGCUGGCAUAACCCAAGAGGGUGCCUGGGAUGGAAUCAAAUUCUUCAUAGUCCCACAAUGGGAUAAACUCUUGGAAAUUAAGGCAUUUGUCACAUACCCGGAAGCUCUGACUCGUCUACCGUUUCCACAAGUCUGGUCCGUACUCUUCUUCUUCAUGUUGUUUACAUUAGGUCUCGAUUCU
Molecule: messenger RNA, 675 nt
Organism: Medioppia subpectinata
Lineage: Eukaryota; Metazoa; Arthropoda; Arachnida; Sarcoptiformes; Oppiidae
Source: the annotation of a GenBank genome assembly